This is a messenger RNA of Talaromyces proteolyticus, 1535 nucleotides long. RefSeq lists its product as uncharacterized. Lineage: Eukaryota; Fungi; Ascomycota; Eurotiomycetes; Eurotiales; Trichocomaceae. The transcript has a single exon. Bases 6 to 1394 code for a protein of 462 amino acids. The record is from RefSeq and is a predicted model, not a curated record. Gene Ontology annotation, molecular function: hydrolase activity, acting on carbon-nitrogen (but not peptide) bonds.
GUCUGAUGUCGAUCUAUCUUAUAAAUAAACAAAUACAGACAAGUUCCGUUGUAGGAGUUCUUGCAAUCACCAUGGCGCUAGAAGAUGCCCUCAAACCUUGGAAGCGGACUCCUGCCCGUCCGUACAUCUUUCGUCACGCCAACGUGGUCAACCCUGUGGAUGGCUCGAUUCGGGAGAAUGCGACGGUUGUUCUACGCAAUGGCGUGGUUGAAUCAGUGACGGACGACCACAGUGAUCCAGCCGCAGGUACAAUUGACAUCGACGCCCGUGGGCGCUAUCUGUGUCCUGGACUCAUCGACGCGCACGUCCAUCUCACGUCGACUCCCGGUGGCAAGCGACUGGCGGAGAGCAUCCAGAUGGCCCCUGACCGGUCGAAGAUGCGCCAGCCAUUCGUCUGCCAGCAGAUGCUACGGCGAGGCUUCACUACAGCGCGGGACUGUGGAGGCGCGACCCUAGCAUUAAAGGAAGCCAUUGCUGACGGGGUAUUCCCAGGUCCUCGCUUGUUUAUCGCCGGACAUGCGUUGAGCCAGACUGGCGGGCAUGCGGAUUUCCGCUCGGCAGACGAUACGCAUGAAUGCUGUGGCGGGCACAUUACGGGAAUGGGGCGCCUGUGUGACGGCGUGGCCGAGUGCAUGAAAUUUGCUCGCGAGGAGCUUCGGAUGGGUGCCGAUUUCAUCAAGAUCAUGACUGGGGGAGGGGUGGCCAGCCCAACCGACGCGUUGGAGAACCUGCAGUUCACUACGGAGGAGAUCCAGGCCAUCACCACCGUGGCGGCUAACAGUCGGACAUAUGUCACGGCGCAUGCAUACACACCGCAGUCCAUUCGCCAUGCCAUCAACAACGGCGUGAUGGGCAUCGAGCACGGCAAUCUUCUAGAUGAACCCACAGCCGCUCUCAUGGCAGAAAAGGGGGUGUUUCUUACCCCAACCCUGAUCACAUACUCGGAGAUGUCCUCACCUGAAUGGGAAGGGUUUUUGCCUCCGGAAUCCGUACAGAAAAACCAGCAAGUCCUUCAGGCAGGGCUCAAGUCACUGCAAAUUGCCGUGGCCGCCGGCGUCACGAUCUGCUUUGGGACCGAUCUUCUUGGCCCUAUGGGAGUCGCGCAGAGUAAGGAGUUUGCCUUGCGGGCCAAGGUUCUCACGCCACUGCAGGUGCUCCAGAGCGCGACGAUCAAUCCGGCACGCCUGUGCAAACAGGAGGCUUUCCUCGGUCAGAUACAGCCGGGGUUCGCAGCGGACUUAUUGGUAUUGACACAAAACCCGCUGCAGGAUAUCACCAUCCUUGACGACCCAAACCGACAUCUGUUGGCUGUGAUCAAGGAGGGUUAUGUACACGCGAGCAGGUGGUCAAAGUUACCGGAAGAUAUUGCGGCUCCUGAGAGGAAUAUCGAGUGAAUGAAUACCUUUCAUUGGGGGGGAAUAAGCCCUUCCCACCAUAUAUAGAUAUAUUCUUCAUCUGGUAGUUAUUUUACAUACACUCAUAGUUCUAGAGGUUAUAAAUAAAAAAUACACAAUCAAAAGUCAUUCCAAUUACUG